AUGGCGCCGGCGGCCCGGAAGCUGGUUCUGAGCGAGGAGACGGUCCGGGCGAAGAGCGACCUGGCGCCUCACCACGACCUGGGUGCGCGGGGCAGGGGUGUGGGCACGGAGCUCGCCUGCCUGGGGGCCCUGACCGGCGGCGGGGUGCCUCCGCGCACGUGCCGCGUCUGGCAGAAGGGGCCCCGAGCUGAGCUUCAGUCUUUAUCUAUUCCUGGAACUUACCAAGAGAAGAUUACUCACCUAGGAAAUUCUUUGAUGAAUUUAGCAGGUCUGAAAUCUUUAGAUCUCUCUCGCAACUCCUUGGUUAGCCUAGAGGGCAUCCAGUACCUGACUGGGCUGCAGAGUCUCAGCCUCUACUACAACUGCAUUUCCUCGCUGGCGGAGGUCUUCCGGCUCCACCUGCUGACCGAGCUCGCAGACGUGGACUUCCGACUGAACCCCGUGGUGAAGAACGAGUCUGAUUACCGCCUCUUUGUUGUGCGCAUGCUCCCCAAGCUCCGACAGCUGGAUGACCGUCCCGUGAGAGAGAGUGAGAGGAAGGCUGCCCAGCUGCAUUUUGCUUCGGAGGACUCACGCGGCUCAGGAGAGAGCGUCCCUGCCGCUCUGAAAGUUGGAAGACCUCGCCACUCCAGAGCCACGGGCACCGACUCCUCAGCCAGGACGUGCUCAGCCAUGGACGCGGACGACGAGGCAGUCCUGAACCUCAUUGCUGAGUGCGAGUGGGACUUGCGCAAUCCUCCUGGGAGCACAGGCUCCGGCCAGCAGGAGCACGAGGCCAACGCGUGCAGUUCCCAAGAGUCCAGACAUCUGUUGAGCCCUCCAUCAGUGUGGCACCAGUGUGGGGACUCCGCGCAGCAGUGCCAGGAGAGGAGGAGCCGCCCCCGAGGCUGCUGUGUGAAGCAGCCACCACAGCGUGGAGCUGCGCCGGAGGCUCAGUGCGCCUGCGGGCCACACGUCCGCUUCCCCCCACACCCAGACUCCGUGGAUGUUGAGGACUCUUCCUCUUCUCAGAAGUCAAGUUUGUCAGGACAGAAGGUGCUGCGUCCUUUGUCUGGCCCUGAAAAGUACAGGAAGCGAAGAAUGCCUGGUGGGAGAUUCCAGGGGCCCUCGGACCAGGAAUGUCUGAGCUGCCUGGAGAGGACUGAUGGGCCCUCCAGCCCCACGGAGAGUCUGAGCAGACAGAACGGCUCCGAAGGCAGGAGUGAGAGGACCUUUUCAUCGGGAGCGGAAGAGCAGCGGUCUCAGGGCGCAACCGAUGCCAGAGAGUUGUCACCCAAAUUGCGCUCAGCAGCUCUGCCCGGGGAGAAGGCUGCGCUGGAGGUGGUGCUCCUAGAGGCGCUCCUGGACCUGGUGGACAAGUACUGGGAUGGCUGCAGGUCCCUGCACAGCAACGAGGUGUUCCUCACUCAGGCAAGACACAUUUUGUCCUCUGUUCAAGAAUUUACAGCAGCUCAGGACAAUUCAGUGGUUGUGAAUGAAGAAGUCGGCUACCUGACUCUUGAGAAUGAAUCUCUGCAAAGUCACCUGGCCAGCCAGCAGCAGUGGUACACUGCAAAGGUGGGCGAGGUGACGGCCGAGCUCAGCCGCACUCGGAAGGAGAUGGAUGACUUGAGACAACAUUUAGACAAAUCUUUGGAGGAGAAUAGUAGCUUGAAAUCUCUUUUGUUCAGCGUGAAAAAAGAAGUUAAAAAUGCAGAUGCUUCAGCUACAUUAAGUUUGCAGAUCACUGGACUUCAAACAAGUGUGAAGAGGCUCUCUGGUGAGAUUGUGGAGUUAAAGCAGCAUCUGGAGCACUAUGACAAGAUCCAGGAACUCACCCAGAUGCUGCAGGAGAGCCACAGCUCCCUGGUCAGCACCAAUGAGCACCUGCUGGAGGAGCUGAGCCAGGCUCGGGCGCAGCACAGGGCAGAAGUGGAGCACAUGCACUGGAGCUACCAGGAGCUCAAAAAGACCAUGGCCCUGCGUCCCCACAAUGGCACCAGCCGUGGUGGCUGUCUGUCCUGA
Messenger RNA from Propithecus coquereli (Coquerel's sifaka), 2004 nucleotides. RefSeq names its product centrosomal protein 72kDa (gene CEP72). Gene Ontology annotation, biological process: regulation of protein localization to centrosome; spindle organization; centriole replication. Gene Ontology annotation, cellular component: centriolar satellite. Bases 1 to 2004 code for a protein of 667 amino acids. Gene Ontology annotation, molecular function: protein binding. Lineage: Eukaryota; Metazoa; Chordata; Mammalia; Primates; Indriidae. The record is from RefSeq and is a predicted model, not a curated record. The transcript has 12 exons.